AUGGGUGGUCAGGAGCAGGUGCGGAUCUUUGUGGGUGGCCUCUCUUGGGACACAUCGGAACGGGACCUGGAAGAUGCCUUUAGCCGCUUCGGCAAGGUCAUUGCGGCCGAGGUUGCGGAAUUUCUCUUACUCUGUCCUCUCUUCCACCGUUGCCAUUGUUCGUCUCGUUGUUCUGUUUAAAAUCUUGAUUAUUUGCAUGAUCAACGUUGUUAUGGUUCUCUGCGAGACAAACGGGAGGUAUGGAGCUCAGUAGAUGUGUUUCUUGCAAAUCAUGCAAAGGGAUCUCCAUUCACGCGUGUUUCGUCCUCUCUGUUCUUCUCUGAACUUUUCUUUUUUUCCUUGGAACUAAAUUUUUGACUUCCUCUUCUGUUUUUUGCUCUUGUUCUUCCCUCCUCUGGAUUGCUGGCUAUGAGAUGUUGUGGAAUGUUGGGAUGCGUUCAAAAUUGCUGAAGCUUCUUGCAGUACCUCGCAUGCUCUGUUUGCUUAAGCACAUGGCGUUGCCGAGCCAUCACUGAUUUGUGUCUGAUGAGAUGAGCCUGACCAUAUUUUCAGCAUGUUGUCUGCUCUGAUGGGCUGCGUUUGGUUUGCUCGUCUAUCGACAGUCGCUGGGCUAUAAUGUCUCUGUUCAUAGCUUCAGAGAGAAGGCAUUCAUAGCUUAUGUGGGUUGCAUAAGAUACGGGCUCAGGAUGUGAACUUUCUUCGUGGGAAUUGAUGGUUCGAUGAUCUUCCUGGUGUGGAAAAUGGAUUCUGCUGCCUACACACCUCUCCGAUACUCCUUUCCUUCAUUGCGGCAGAUUAUCGCUAGCAUGUAGGAUUGUAGGCCUUAGUCUUCUCGAUGAUUAUCAGAACUAUGUUGCCCUUCUCAGCUGCCUGGUGUGAUCUUGGGAAGCUGUACCCCACCGUUUGUAGGAGGAUCUCCUUGGAUGAUCUUGUCUCUGCAUAAUAAGGAUUACUUCAUGUUUGUCGUCAUUCUCGUUGGUCAGUGGGUGGAGUCCUUCCUUUUUGUCGCAGAACAUGCCUUGUGAGUCCAAUUCGUGUUGAUCUGGUGAAUACCCUGCUGUAUCAGCCAUGGCUUGAAAGUUUGAAUCUAAUGUGCUUACUCUCUGUGUUAUCUGGCAUCAUAUUAAGAAAAAUGCGUGGCUGCUCCUCUGAUUGGUCUCAUGGUCGGUCUGUUGUAGCCUCGUGAGAUGACAUGUUCUUUGAUUGGAAGUGUGGGAAAGAUCCCCUGGGGGUUCUGAGCUUGGUAACGGUCGAACUCUGCAAAGACUUUUCCCCAUUAUUUUCACUGUUUUCAUGUCAACCACGUCCUAGAAGCUCCAACUGCAAACCUCAGUGUUUGAUGACCCGGUUUGAAUAAGCAUCACUUUGUGAGUAGUUAUGCAUGACUCAUGUACCUGGGAUCGGUAAGAUAGCUUUAGAAAUUUGGGCUAUAUUCAGAUCCAAGAGAAAAUCUGCAGUGGUGAAUCCACUUCUUAUGGUUGUGGGAUCUUCAAUGAACUGUUGCAGACGCCACUGUUGUUUUGAUGUUCUUUGCUUGGUAACUGACAAUAGUCUUUGUUUCCACUUUUGUUAUGAAAGAAUGGGUUCACUGAUUGCUCAAGUGAUCGGUUUACUCCAAAGUUUAAUGUUCAGUUUACACUUCUGUCUUGCCUGGAAACUCAUCUAAGUGAUCUCGAAAUUUUCUGUUACCAUUGUCGUAAGUAAUUCUACACUGGUUUUGGGGAAAAUCCAGUUUCUGUCUGGUACUAAGAUGUUGGAUGUUGGAAGUUGGAAGAGAGAGUCAGCCUUUGUGGCAUUUAUUUAGCGUUUUUCAAUGUUUUAUUUUUAAUAUCACCCUAAAAUCUAGGCCAUUCCUCUAAUAUCAAUCUCAACACGUGAAAAUUGCUUGGUAAAAAUUUAAAAAAUAUAAUGUACAGGGUCCCUUACCUAAGAUGCAACAAGUUGGUGUUGCAGUUUUGAACCGUUGACUCGAUGGUUGACUGCAAGUUUUUUUGGGCUGUGUCUGUAUGGGGUCUCCAAUGCUGGCUAGUCGUUGAGAGCUGAAAGUAUAGUUAAUGAAUCCCUCUAGGCCAAGUAAUGUUGGAAAAAUUUUAUGAGAGUCGUGAUGCAGUUUGAAUGCACUAAAGCAGCUGGAGAGUUUCUGAUGCACAGUUGACUUGUCCCGGCUGAUGGCACAGUUGGCUGUUUUAAAAUGUUAAUGCAUCGUUUAAGAGGCAACUAUGGUUCGAGACCACCUUAAUUCUGAUGGUGCGGAAGUUUGUUAUAAUGUGUCUGGGUAUUUUUUUGAAUGUUACACGAGGAGCUCAGUGUUGUUGUCAACGCCCAGAAGGAAAGUUUAUUCAUUUUUGUUGCAUAUAUCAAGGAAUAAUGUGUAAGAUACUUUACUCUAGGCACAAUCAUGAAUUCAGUUGCCUCUGGGCAUCCUCUUCAGUCAUUAACAUUGGCAUUGGUCUUUUUUUUAGAUGUGGAUCAAUUUUACUUACUAGAUUCGUUCAUCUUUCUUGAUUUAUCCUCUCUGUAUGCUAGUUUGAAUGAUUGAGAUCACCCAUGUUCAAGAACCCUUGCUUCUUAUGCUUUCUUCUGUAGUGCUCAUGAAACUAAUGGAUGUAAGUGGAUAACAUGGCCGCACCCAUAAAUAAAUUGUUGGAUGGUAAUUCGUAACUGGAACCUUUUUCUUCUUCAUAAACUAGUAAAUAUUUGCUCAAUUGUUUUAAAAUGUUUGGUGAACUGUUGGUACUCGUGUUCUUGUUUUCAUAAAAUUUCUCUUUGAUUUUUUUUUUCAAUUCUCAAUAUGAAAAAAUUCAUUGGCUUCAUUUGGGAUGCAUAUGUAUAGGCCGUAUUUACUUAUGGUUGCGGACAAGUAAUGUAGGUUUACAAAACACAAUUCUUUUCAAAACUUUCAUGCCGCAGAUGAUAGCCUGACUAUCAUCUGGAAGGAAACCUUUGUGUAUUUUUUUCUAUUUUUUUUUCUCUUCUGAACUAUUCAAGUGCUAGGCGUUUGAGUGUCUAGGUAAAGAGAUUUGAAAGGUGCUUGCCUUCAUUACUAUAGUGUCUUGGUAACCAUGUUUGCUGCCUUGACUUUUAUGUUGAGGGCCUUGUUCAAUGAAACCCAAUCAUUGAAAACAUUCAUCCAACAAAAAAUUAUUUAGCUACAUUCUUAGCUAUGAAUAAAUGUAUCCGGAGCAAAGGGUAUUAAUAAGUUAUGACGCACAAUAAUGUAUUAUGUAUAUAUAUAUAUGUAUAUGUAUGUUACACUUGGCACUUUGAAUGACAAUGCGAUUUGCUUUUUCGUUGUCCCAACUGUGAUCAACCUUGUUAGCUAGGGUUGUUAGCUCAUCCAGUAGCUCAUCAACCAACAAUAAUGGCAAGGAAUUUGACAUCAUCAAUUGCUAUUGUGGGUCAAUGUCCAUCAUAAACCGUGUCAGGUAGAUUCAGUUAGUUGAAUAUGCGUUUCUUCAAUUCUGAGGCCCAAGAUUAAGGUUCACACUUGAAAAGAUGGGGCACAAUGUUUUCAAUGCUUUUGCGACAAGUGUUUUGUACUAGUCUUUCAUGAAUUUUGUGUAAAAAGUGAUGAACAAACACAGUUCAUUUUUUUACUAGAGAUUGUAUUUUUUUAUGACAAAAACAGUGGCCCAAGAUGAUAUGCUUUCUGAUUCUGUGACUUAGGUUUGUUCUUUUUUAUGUUUCUAGGUUACAGGAGAAUUCUAGGUUGAUGCAUUCAUGUUUAACCUUUUUUAUGCGGGAAAAGCUAGCAUAUCACUAAUUAUUUUACUUGAAAUAUCUUAAAAAGGGUAAAUUACUCUUCUGAUUUCAAGUUUUAUUUCAAUUUGUUCAUGAGAGAAGGUCAUUAGUUUUCAUGAACAUCCCUUGAUUCGUGCCGUGAUUGUUGGACCAUCUCCUGUUUUUCGUGGCAUUUCCAUGGAAGCAUUAAGCUAAUUACUCUGACGGAUUAAUGGUAUCUGAUUAAUAGUUUCAUUGAAUGGAGCUUUUUGCUGCAUCCUGCUGACCUUGACUAUGGCAUUGUGCAUAGAUAAUGAUGGAGAGGGACACGGGCCGCCCUCGGGGCUUUGGCUUCGUGACAUUUGCAGAUCAGCAGGCAAUGGAGAGUGCCAUCACGGAGAUGCAUGGGCAGGAGCUCGGCGGACGGGUCAUCUCGGUGAACAAAGCUGAGCCCAGAGUCAGCUCGGAUGGGCCCGGAUAUGGCUAUCGCGGCGGCAGCAGGGGGGAUUAUGGCGGUGGUGGUGGCGGCGGUGGUGGCGGCGGUGGGGCCGAUGUUGGACGGAAUGAGUGCUUCAAGUGUGGGCGCCUGGGCCACUGGGCAAGGGAGUGCCCAUCAGGCGAAGCUGAUGGAGGAAGGUUCUCUGCUCGCUCAAAGUUUGGCCGUGGUGACCGAUUUGGCGGCCCCGACCACUACAUUGACAGGUAUUCUGAUGACCGUUAUGAUGGGGAAGGCCGGUACGGGGGUGACACCGAGCGCUAUCCAGCAGGCGGCAGGUACGGCCCAUCUGACCGCUACCCCCCUUUGAAUGGUUAUGGCAAAGAGAGGGGCUAUGCAAGGGAUAUGGGUCCACCUCGUGGUGGCAUGGUUGAGAGGUAUGGUGCCGGUGGCGGCGGUGGGCGCUAUGAGGGAGGUGGCGGCAGCUACAGGGACAGGCCCGGUCCCUACGAUCGUCCUCGCAGGGGCGGCGGUGGCUACCGCGAGAGGCCUGGCCCAUAUGAUCGCCCCAGCCGAGGCGUGCGGCCGCCUACCUUUGAUGAUCGCUACUGA
Molecule: messenger RNA, 4768 nt
Organism: Spirodela intermedia
Lineage: Eukaryota; Viridiplantae; Streptophyta; Magnoliopsida; Alismatales; Araceae
Source: the annotation of a GenBank genome assembly